This is a messenger RNA of Lymnaea stagnalis (great pond snail), 10431 nucleotides long. The record is from the annotation of a GenBank genome assembly. NCBI's taxonomy places the organism in Eukaryota, Metazoa, Mollusca, Gastropoda, Lymnaeidae.
AUCGAUUCCCCCUUUAUUGCAAUGGUUCAUGUAUCUAAACUAAAUGCUAAAGAGGAGAAUCUCCGAAAGUGCUCUAACAAAAAUAUCAAAAAAUAUAUGGUGAUUAAAUUUUAAAGUGGGUCCAAAGUAUAAGCGUAUAGAAAAAUAAUUAAUCUAUAGUUUAAAGUCGUAUUAUUUCUUACAAAGUAAAUUCUAUUAAAGUGGAAGUAUUGAAAGGAAUUACAUAGUUUGGUUAAUUAGCCCUAGCCGCCUUUAGUUGUAGUACUUGUAGUGAUAGGCAUAGGGCAGAUAGAAUAGGCUCUGCGCAUUUAAAACAUCUACCCACACUUCACACAUGACAACAAACAGUCUAAUACAAACAAAACAGCACAGUAAACUGCAUGGAAUAUAACUACUAUAUAAUUUACAUGUUCAAUAACAUGACCAUUCCUACUGUUUUUACCAGCAGGGAAUAACUGGUUGGUGACUUAGUGCCUUGGCCUUUUUUUUGCCUUUUAAUGUUAAUCUUGAUAUAGAUAGUAUUAAUAAUAGUAUUAUUAUGCGUAGAAGUGAACUGAAGCCAGUACUGAUACUGCUUAGUGAAAAUGUCUUGGUUUUCAGUUUGAAAAAAAAAGGUCCCCUUACUUGCCUUAAAGAACAAGUUACUACAUUUAUUAUGAUUGAGUUGUAGUUGUAUAAAUUUCUAAUCUAAUAAUAUUGUCAAUUAAAACUGUUUCCCAUUUACUACUGUCAUGUAAUUCUGAUUUGUGAACUGAAUAGUGUUCCAUAGAUUUGUAAAGAUAAUAAAUAAUAAUAAUAAUAAAGUUCAUUUCAAAAACACGCUUCAUCCCCAAAGGCUCGAAGCGCGGUACAAAGUCAACAAAAAACAAAUCUAUAGUUUACCACAUUUAAAACAAACGCAACACGACAAUUUAAAGAUGAACAUUUAAAAUUUCUCAAAAUGAAAUUGAUGAUAUGAGUAAUUGAGUAUGAGCCAUUUCCGACAACCUGGGGUGGGGGGUGCAAGCAGGUGAUUACUAACAUUUUCAAUUAAAAUGAAUUCCAUUUUUUGAAUGAAUUAAUCAGUAUUCAGUAUAUGAAUAUGAUUUAUGGCAUGGCUAAAACCCUAUGUCCUAUGUGUGUAAAUUUUACAUUAAAUAAUACUACCCGGUAAGCUAAUUAAUAUAUACUGAUAAAUCAGUGUAAACUUUGCCAGUCACAAAAAACCACCAGACUGUAAAAAUGGUAUCAACUUAUUUAAAAAAAAAAUUAUACUGUACUUUAAGUUUAAGUAUAAGACGCUACAAACUAUAAGAUGCACCUUAAUUUUUAAGCAAUUUUUAAAAAAAUAACAUAUAUAUAUAUAUAUAUACCUGGUACAUAUAUAAUAUAUAUAUUAUAUUAAUUUCGAGUAAAAGAAAUUUGGAGGCAAUUUUUCGAAGAAAAAAAUGCGCCUUAUGUAGAAUACGGUACUUUAGGUCAUUGAUGACACAAUAACUUAUUAUUAGAAAACUGUGACAUAAAAUGUAAAAUAAAAACUAGAUCCUCGCGGGCCAUAUGUUAUAUUGUAGAAUACGGUACUUUAGGUCAUUGAUGACACAAAACUUAUUAUUAGAAAACUGUGACAUAAAAUGUAAAAUAAAAACUAGAUCCUCGCGGGCCAUUUGUUAUAUUGCUACAAACUACAAAACUUUUUGCGCCAUUUUUCAACAUGUGCAGAACGUAUGCACGAGGGAGUGUCGAAGUACCUAUUUUAACAUUAGUUGGCUAGAGACUGCUGGUCUGCCUAGUUUUUUCCAACCUGGGCUGCUCACACCCCUUGAUUGGGGGGGGGGGGGGGGUAAAAAAUAAAAUAAAUGUAAUUUCUUGGACUUCAGUUAAAAGUAAUGUAUUAUAUAUAAGUAAUAAUUAUUUUAUUAUAAAUAUAAGAACAGAGGAGACAUUGUCUUACGCCUAUAUUAUAAGUUAGAAAUAAUGUUUAUAUAUAACUGUAUUUUUAAAUUUAGGCAUAAUUUUUUUUGCAUUAACAUUAAAGACGUACUUUAUUAAUUAUGUUAUUUUAUUUUUCUAGACCAAAAACUGUUGGAACUUUUAUUUCUGUAUCUUAUUUUUAUUUUAUGUUUUCAAGAAAUAACCAAUUAACUUGAAAUCAUGCCACCAACACAAAUGCCUGUUGACUUCAGCUCUUUAAGUGACAUGGAACUGUCACAGAUGUUAAAAGACUAUAAUGUGACCGUUGGACCUAUAAAUGGUAUUGUAUUAUGUAAAGCCUUGUCUUUAGUAUAUUCUUGAAUUAAAGAUGGGGACGGGGUGAAUUUUGUAUUGCAGACGUUACAUGUAAUUUUUAGUACAGUAACUUACAGUUUUGAAUGUGUCUAGUGUCCUAAAAUUUGUUAAAGGCUGGAAUUUUUCAAUUAUUAAUUUAUGGAGUCCAUUAAUUUUUUUCAACUAUAAUUCUAGACAAAAUAAUUUUAAACAAAAUACCUUAUUUGGCUUCCAAAUGCUCUAAACAUUUUAUGUUAUCGUUUGUCAUUUAUUCUAGCAAGGAUAUAAAUUAAACAAAUAUGCAUGCUCAAUAUUUAUAUCUUGUACUAUAUAAAAAUGUUGUUUUUUUUAAUGCUCUGAGGUAUAUAUAUAGUGUCUCAUUUUUAUUUUACUUAGUUUACAUGUUUUUAAUAAUUGUAAAGCGCUUAGAGCUUUAUGGUAAGCGCUAUAUAAAAAUGCCUAAAUAAAUAUAUAAAUGAUAAUUUAACCAUUUUGGGGCAUAUCUUUUUAAAGAAAAGUUAACUUAGGAGAAAUAAAAACUUUUUGUUAAAAAAGUCACAACUCACCUUUUUAAUGCUUCCAGCGGCAACAAGGAGAACAUAUGAGCGCAAGCUAAUCAAAUUAAAAACAGGACAUGAUUCACCACCUUCUCAACGUUAUGAGCCAGUCGAUGAUGAUGAUGAUGAUGAAGAUGAAGGUAUUUUCUUAUGUACUCUAUAAAUUUUAAAUUCAAUUUCUCUUGUCUAAUUUAAAAUCUGUGAUUUUAAAUCAUCAGUUCAUUUCUGAAAUUGAAUUAUUUAUUAUUGUUAAGCCUUAACACUGUUUUGGGUACACAGUUAUAAGAGACUAAAUAUUUUUUAAUUUAUGUCUUGCAGUCAAAUAUGCUAAUUUAAAAGUCUGUUUUGCCUAUUAAAUUAAUGCUUUGGAAAAAAAUAUGUUUUUAUCUGUGGUAACCUGGGAGCAAUUUUAUUUUUAACUGAAAAUUUGACAUGAAACAUUUUUAUUCAACUAACAUUAGCUUAUUUAUUAUCUUUUACUUUUACUUAUAUUUUUUCAAAAUUGCUGAAUUGUUUUCUAAAUUCUAAACAUUAAUUGUUUUCCUUGAUUUACAGAAGUACAGAUUAGGCAGCCAGUCAACAGGACACCUGCUGUGUAAGUAUUAAUUCAAGUAAUGUAAUCUUAUAUAUGAAUGAAGAUUUUCAUCAUGUGAGUUGGUAUCACAAAGUUCUAUGAUUUAGGCUUAGAAAAGCUACAAGCUUAUUGUGGGCACUUGCAUUGUAACUGCUCUUUUGUCUUUCACAAAUCCAAUAGCAUUGUUAAAGUUUUCUAUCUGAGGUCUAGAUUUGAAUAUGAACAUGACCGGAGGCCUGGACCCAUUGCUGGGACAAUCAGUCCCACAUUGACUUCAUGCCAACACUUCUAGUAAAUGCUAGGACCUUUGUCCACAUAGCAUCUUUAAAGCAUGAUGUGUCAUUUAUUUUAAUUCCACGUAACGAUUAGAUAAACAUUAUGAAUAUUCACAUUUCUAAAUAAUGGCAUGUGUGCAAUAAUGUCUCAUGACCUGAGAUAAAAUACUUUUAAUGCCAGGUAAAAUAGCUUGUAUCUCUUUGGCACAAUCAUUCAUGUUUUCCAUUUUCUUGUUCGUUAAAUAUCAUAUUAACUUGUCUUUUGUGUUGGCAGAUCUAACUCGCCACAGGCACGCUUGAGGAAAGAACAACAACAAGAUACAUACUCAGCUUCCCCCAGAAUUGAGAGCAGACCAAACCUUGGAACAUCAAGAAAAACAACAACAUCGUACACACCAGCACUUUCAGAGUCAUCAACCAGAUACUCUUCAGAAUCACAACGGGAUUACAGUUCAAAGUAAGAUUAAAGUAAAAAGAAUGUAACCUCUUUAUUUUAGAAUUCAAAGUGGAUAGAGAAUAAUGAUUGUUGCUAAGACACGUCUCGAUCAAGUGGGUACCCUAGUAAUGUAAUAUUCACAAGAAUAAUUCAGCAAUGAUAAGGUCCCAAUUAAACAUUGCGAAUUUAGAUUAUUUUUAUCUAUUUGCUCAACUUUCAGUUAUGCAGAACCAAUUGUGUCCUCAACUAAUCAAAUUUAGAGUUGAAUGAAAUCCAUUUUAAUUGUGUUUUAAAAUAAUUGUUCAAAGUGCUAAUGAUAAAGGUAUGAUUUUGAUACUGAACUGAACAUAUAAAUAAAUUUAUAAUCUGCAAAGAAUGUUUUGGACCACAAAGCCCAAAUUAUUUUACAGGGUUCCCGCGGCCUCCUGAAAUUCCAGGAGCUCCUGGAAAUCUCCUGGAAUUUGAAAACAAAUGAUAAAAUCCUGGAAAACUCCUUAAAUUUUAAAAUUUCUCCUUAAAUGUCCUGAAAUUUUUGUUUCCACAGAGGGAGGGGUAAAAAAAAUCUUGUUCGCGAUAGUUAUUUUAUAAAUUAAUAUUACCGCUAUAUUCAAUUCGUAGUCUAUUUUUAGCCAUUCAUUUAUCAAAACGAGUUUGCCAUAAUAAUUCUAGUGGUUUCCCCUUAACUGCGCAUGCGCUUUACGAGUUUCGGAUAUGAAAUGUCGUACCGUAAUGCUUUGAUAGACAAGAAGUUUUUUUCGUUCCGUUCAGUUCGCCGUUCAACUAAUUUAUUUGGUAAGUAUAGUGUAAAAUACAGUAAAUAGAUAUUUAUCUGUAGUUAUUUAAAUUUUUGGUAACUAUUAUUAGUAUUAUGAAUAGAAAACUACGCGCCCGAUCGCUGUAUAAUUUGACUAAGCUUAGCCUAAUUUUUUUUUAAAGUUGAAGUUUUGUUAGUUUUACCGUAGGUUGUCCAAACUGGAGAAAGCGUAGUUUUAGUUUUGGGGUCAUUUUCCGAAGUUUUCAAAAACAAAAAUUAACCUACUUAUAUAGUAGUUUUAAAGGAGUACAAUUGAUAUGAAUAUGUGAAUAAAGUUUAAGUCUUUAUCUGACGAAUUAUCUUACUUUUAUGUCUUUAACACGAGUUUGAAAAGUAUCAGUUUUGACCAUUAUUACGGCGUUUUCGCGAGUAUGGUGUUGCAAACGCUCGCGGCUGUUACAGUUUGCAAAGAAGAUGAAUUUGAUUUUUAUUUAUAAAUAUUAACAAAAGGUAGUAAGUAGUAGGCCUUUUUUUAUAACAAUUAUAUUGACACAUAUUUUUUUAAACAUAGUUUAUAGUGAGUGCUAGGCCUUUUUGUAAGUUAAGUUUAGUUAGGCCUUCUAAAUAGGAGAAUACUAAAUAAAAAAAUUAAGUUAUGUUAUUUUUGCAUGUUGUAGCAUAGUUUACGAUGACUUUAAAAAUGACUUCGGAACUUCAUUUUAAAGUUAUUAAAACUAGCUGAUGCAACCAUUGAGCUUCACAUUACUUUACAUAGUUAGUCCUUAUUUAUACACGUAGUUAAAAAUUAAGUGAUGCACCCCUGUGCUCUAGGUAUAGGCCUACUUUGCGGUAUUAUAAGCACAGUUGGGAGGGGAAGGGGGGGAGACUUCCGAAAUUUAAAAAAAAAAAAGUGGUUGCUUGGUCGCUGACCCAUUCCCCUGUUUAAAAUCCGGACUAAGCAGUUACAUAGGCAUAUGCCUAUAUUAGUUUCUCUUCUGACUCUGUAUUAUUAUUAAUUUAGUACCGGUAUAACUUAUAAUAUAGUCAAUAUUAUAGACCUAAUAUGAUAAUAAAUUAAUUCUAUUUUAUUUCACUAUUCAAGGUCUAGGGUAAAUAAAUGCCCAACGGUUCCUUUGAGGACUGAUAAUUAAGAUAGCAAUCCUGAUUGAACAAGCCAUCACUGCUACUCUAUACUAGAUAUUGACUCUGAACUGAGUCAAUCCCAAGCUAGUGGCUAGUGUACUGGAGUUCUAUCCCCAGAAAAUGCCUAGACAAGCAAAAACAUCACCAGCAUGCCGGGUAGAUGGAACUCGUUAACUUUGAAUGGCAACUCAACUUGGAGAAGGAAAACUAUGAAAUCAAACCCGGAGAUGGAGACCCGUAGACGUUAUGACAUUGACUCAAUGAAAAUUCUGACAAAAUCCUAUGACGUAGAAAGCAUAAAGAGCAUAGUGAAACACACACACACUCAAUCUGGUAAUCUACUGCAUCCUGAUCUAUAUCCAGUCGUCUUGACUAAUCUUACCAUUGAAUCAAAUAGGCAACGACGAGAGAGUGGCUCUGGCGAAUUGAGCAACUCUCCCUAAAUUUCAACAAAAUACAGCUCACGUCAAGGCUACUGCUCCAGUCUUAGGGAUCUUUAUGUGUACAGGACAAAACAAAAAUACUGUAAAUAUAUGAAAUAUAUUUGCAGGACAGUUCUCGGAUGCCAUGAAAAUUAGGGGAAAAUGAUCAACAAUGAUAAACAACAAUCAUCUGAGUCUUCCUCUAGUUCAACUUCAGUUUUUUCACCUACCUCGGGUGUCCACUUUUGCAACUUCCUAGUCAAGCUCCUAUGUUAUGUGUAUCUUCGGAAAUAAAUAUGACUUACUUGUGAAUAAAAUGGAUUAUCUUAUAACUUUAUUAGUUGUUUGUUAUCCAACAUCAAGUGCAUCUUAUUUUUAUAAAAAACCAAGUUACUCAAUUGUAUGUGAACUCGGGGCCAGAAUAUCUAUACCGGUACAUACCUAAAUCAAAUAAUUGCUAUAGCAUUGGCAAUCCUUAGAGUAAGUACCGGUACUAUAUAAGUGCAUUUAUGUCCUGUUACUACAAAAAAAUUGUAUAAGCGUAUAGGGUCUCUCCGUUUUUUACUCUUUAAAAAAUGUCCUGGAAUUUUGUAUUUUCUCCUGGAAAACUCCUGGAAUUUGUUUUUAGAUUUGGUGCAGGAACCCUGAUUUUAGAUAUUUUCUUUCUUCUGUUUGCUGAAUUCAUUAACCCUAUUAUUUCAUGUGCUAUUUAUUUUCUUUGACAUGACUGACAUAUUCUUUACCCGAGGAGUCGGAAUCGUUUGUUUUUUAUUUAGUUUGAUAUGAGGCAACACCAAAUCAAUUUCCAAUGCUAUCCAUAUAAUCUCUUGAAGCCCUUAAUUUGUGUGAAUCUUCACCAUAUUUUUAAAAAUUGCUUUUGAAAGUUAUUGCAUUAUGGCUGUUAUGUAGCACAAUUUCCUGUGCGUGAACUUUCCUCGACCUCACAGGACACUCCUAGUAGACACUAACGUCUGUUGUGGGCGUGGCUAAAUCUCUUUGAAGUAUCUUGUUUACAAUCGGCUUCCAAUUACGCAUUGGGUAUAAUGUCUCCGGGUACCUUCUGGAAUGUACUCCUUAACCCGAGAUAUGUAAACAACACGUCAUAAGCCCUUCCGGAAGCGUCUUACUCUACAUGUAUAUAAAGGAUUGAUAGAUACGAAGGGAGGGAGAUUUUCAGAUAAAUUUUCUUAACAUUACGAGGCGUGUUUUAUUCUUUGUGUAUUUGUGUGCUCAUAUGUGUUUAUUUCGCAUUAUUUAUUGGCACAUUAUUCUAACUGUGUUAACUGUGUACCGGUACAAGAUCUACCAUACUGUAAGUUGAAGAUUGUAAUUAUAUUUUCUUUUCUUUUGUAAUUAUCUUAAGACAUAAUAAAUCUUAAUUAAUUGUAACUAGAAACUGUUUUGAGUCGUAUCUUUAAUGUUGUUGAUUCUAUGGUAUCGUCCUUUGUUAGGCACUGCUUACAACGAGCCAAUUAAAAUUAAAAUAGGAGAUUAAUUUCUCCCAAUACAAGUCAGUGCGUAACAAUGGCAGUUCACCUUUGUGACAUGGGGAAAUCACAGUUUUGUAAAAGCCAUAUCUCGUCUGUUCACAGUCACAGCAGAAAUAACAUAUCAGUAGGUCUAUGGUACAAACAUGCAGUGUUUGCUUGUUUGUAGAACAUUCAAUGUUUUAAAAUUAUUACGAUUAAUGUAAAAAAUGUGGGUUUUUUUCAUUUUAGCCUGGGUUUUAGUUCACUAAGUUAUCUUGUCACUUUGAUAGGCAAAUUAUAAAUCUAUUUUUCUAUUCCCUUAGAUAAUUAUGAAUACAUUUUGUUUCCUAAAAAAACGAAUUAUGGUCAAUCUCAAAAUUGCUAGUUACAGAUAUUAAUUUUAAUGGAAUACAUUCUGCAACAGGGAGGUAGAAAAAGGUUUUUCAAUAUUAAGUCAUCAUUUAAUUCAAUGUUGUAUUCUGUUUCAGUGCCAAGGUGAAUGCCUCAAAGGGUGUGCCGUUGUGGGUGAAGAUAAUUGCCGUGGCAGUGGUUCUGGUGCUGUUGUUUCUCAUAUAUUCCAACAUGGAGCCUCUGCCAGUCAACAAUAUUCCAAGCAUUGGUGAAAAGGUGGAAGUUUAGCUGACAAUGCUGGCUGGGCUGUUGAUCAAGAUCUUAAUUUCAUGUUUCAGUGUUACCAAGGGGAAAUGUGAAGCAGGGGGGAGGUGUUUACAUUUUUUUGUGUAAUAAAACUUUACUGCCAAUGAUAUUUUUGCAUACAUUAGGGCGGAUAGCUUUCAACACCUUCAAAUUAAGUAUGCUGAUAUAGUACGAAUUAUUAUUUUUUUAUUAUGCUAAUUUUUAUCUGGACUUCUCAAAAUUGGAUCAGUUGCAACAGCUUGGUGCUAACUGAAAGCCUAGUCUCAGAGUUAAGUUAUGGACCAUUAUGAUUUGUCAUGUAGCAUGAAUAUAAUAUCUAUACUGCUUAUUUAUGUUAUAGAUUCACCUCAAUUUUGUAGCUUCUGCCAUUGCUAUAAGAAGCUGGAAUUUUUGUUGUCAAUAAGAUUUUAUUUUUUUUGUGUGAAAUAAAUAUAAACCGUUAACAUCAAGAUUUAGCAAGUCACAUUUAAAAAAUCAACAUCCAAUUUCGUUACAUUGAAUAGGAAGUAUGUUUUAGAUUUUUUCUCUACAGAAAGAGCAUUUGUAUUUAAAUAAAGAAAUAAUCAAUAUGUAUUUAUUUUUUAAGUGACAUAAAUAAUUUUUAGAGAGGCUGCAAUUUAAAAUUAUCCUACAGUAGUAAUGUUUGUACAUUAAAAAAACACACAAAAAAACCUUCCCAUAAAUAAGUCAUCUUCUGUUCAAUCAUCACCACCACAUUUUAUUUUAUUGUAAUUGAAUCUCUUACAUGGGAAAUCUAUUUCUCCAGAUGCAUCUUAUUAUUUCAACUUUCCUUUUUUUUGGAUUAGGCCUUUUGUUUUUUUUCCCCCACUUUGAGUUAACAAAUGAUGCAACAAUUUAUCUUAUCGUUGCAAGCUUCCAGUAUGAGAAAGCUUUUUCAUUGUCGCACAUUUUUAGAUGAUCAUAAAAUUUCUUAGUUCAUGUGAAUUCCGUUGGCUGUAACUUGGGAUAAUGCAAUUUUAUUUUUAAAAAAAAAAAUUUAUGUUUCUCUUAAAUAAAAAAAAAAGCUCUGAAUGACCUUGAUAUUUACAUAUCCUCAAAAAAAAAAAAAAGCUAUUUGCUUUGGCUACAGAAUUCAUCACUAACCUUUCCAGGGAUAAGAACCUAAACACCUCUUUUUUUAAUCACUCCUCAGAUGACCAUGUUUGGAGUUUCAUUAUUAUAUUUCUUUUAAAAAUCAUUCUCUAAAUAAAUUUAAAACUGAGGUCACCUAAACAGUUAACUGCAGCCAUCUUGGGAGAAUAAGUUCAGUGGGUUAUUGUUUCUGGAGUCCUGGGUAUUUGGAUUUGCCGGAGGGAAGAGUUAAAAAAAUUUUUGUGUACUAAAAACUUUGAAGGCAUUUGGGUGGAUAGCUUUUGAGACCUCUCCUUUUUUUUUUAUUUUGUUGUUGCUGCAACAAACACUUCCUUAGUUUGGUUGUUUCUUUGCAAACCUGCACGGAAAUGCACAUAUUCUAUAUCCACUUGAGAUAUGUUGUGCUUUGUACAUGACGCAGCUGUUUAAGCUUUUUCUCAUUUAUAGACAUCUUGUGACAUUGACUAUUCAAUAUUAUAUUAUCACACUUAGAAUUACUCACUAUUGCCGUAAAACGGAGGUUUCAAAAUUGUCACCUGCUCAUGUUAAAUGUCAUGAUAUUUGAUUUUUUGUUUUCUCGAAAUAAAUGUUUCUUGAUGCUCGAAUAUUUUUUUUUUAUUUCUCAACUUAUGGUAAUGUAUAAUCUGUUCUAGGGGACCAGCAGUGUUUGGUCUCAUUGGUUGAAUCCACUAAUACCUUACAAUUACAAGAAAUCACCCACUCUUGGAUGCAUGAUCUGUGAAUUCAGACAGUAAUGUCUCUCUCUUUAAUAUACUUAGUCAACAUCUUGUGAAUACCACAUUGAGUU